Molecule: messenger RNA, 1233 nt
Organism: Hyposmocoma kahamanoa
Lineage: Eukaryota; Metazoa; Arthropoda; Insecta; Lepidoptera; Cosmopterigidae
Exons: 2
Coding region: 96-983 (295 amino acids)
Molecular function (GO): protein binding
Source: RefSeq, a predicted model, not a curated record
GCCACUGCCUCACUGUCCACUUUGGCUAUGUCAUAAUUUACUUACACACUGGCUGAGACACUUGAAGGACAAAUACAAUUUGUCAUGGUCCCAAAAUGACUGCGUGGAAGUACUUUUCUGUUCUUGCACCAAUCUCACUCAUCGUGUCCGGCCUUGGUGAAAAAUGUGAACGGGUUAAAAUCGGAACUGAAUACUACAAACGACAGCUGAUCGCCACCAUAGAUGGUUACCCAACGGGCAUUGUCGUUGACCCAAGAACCGAACACAUUUUUUUCAUACUUCAUAAGAAAAACUAUACAAAAGGAAUACAUCUUUUGAAACACGGAUCAUUAGGUAUCAAGGAAUUGCCUGUUGCUGAUGAAUUAGUGGGGCAAUGUGUCGGUAUCGAUGCAGCCAGCAACGUCAUAUACAUUGGUACUAAUCAGGGAAUAGUGACUUAUGAUUACUCAAGAACAGAAAUCACAGCAGAAAGACCAAUAGGAGACGACGAUGUGAGAAACAUAUUUAUUGACAAGUCCGAUAAUCAAAUGUACAUCACGACUGGUUCAAAUCAUGAAAUUUUUAGAUUCAUGAAUGGUUCCGCUGCUGUCAAGAGAUAUGAAAGAAUACCUAAAGCGUAUAACUUCGUUUUAGAUUCCAAAGGUAAUGUCUAUUACGAAUACGUUGAUGGUAGAUUGUAUUUCUUCUCCAUAGAAUAUUUUGAACCGAUUCAAUAUAAAGGAUUUACUAGGGAGCUGAAAUAUAUGAUGCAAUUGAACAUGAAUGAUGAAGCCAUAAUAGCAGUUAAAGGGUCACUAUUUAAGUUAACAACAAAGAGCAUUUUGCCCCAAAAAAUUGGUCAACUCGGCUUCAAAAUCACAGGAAUGGCGUUUGAUAAUAAAAACAACAUCGUCAUAGGGACUAAAGGCAAGAUAUAUAGGUACAAACCGAUAGACUCAAAUGACCCCUGCCCAGCAGACGACUAUUUUAUGACAAGCAUUUAACUUCCAAAUGCUUACUGUAAAUUUGAUGUAUUGAAGUUCCUCAGUGUCAAUAAAAAUGAUUUUGUUGAUUUUGGUAGUUUAUAUUAAUUUGAUAUGUCACCCGUCGAUGGUCAAGAAAUGUGGAUUGAAAAUCAAAAUUUAUUAUUUGGUGUGCUAUUGCAAUACGGUUGCGUGACGUAACGCCUGUGAGGCAUCGCUCUUAGGCUGAUGUUACUGAUGCUGUUGCGUCGUCGCAACGCUAUUAUUUCAA